AUGAUGAAAAUGUUUGUGUGCCUUCCUCUGCUGGUUCUCUGGGUAGGCUGCGCUUAUGGGGCUGCAACAGGAAAUUCAGUGAGCAGACUGGUCGCAGAAACGCUAUCGCUAAUCACAGCUCACCGAACCUUGCUGAUAGGCAAUGGGACUCUGAGGAUUUCAAUACCAGAUCCAAAAAAUCAUCCACUGUGUAUUGAAGAAAUCUUUCAGGGUAUAGAAACACUGAAGAACCAAACUGCUGAAGAAAAUGUGGCAGAAAAAAUUUUUCAAAACUUCUCUUCUCUUAAAGAAUACAUAAUUGCCAAAGAAAAACAGUGUGGGGGAGAAAGAAGAAAAGUAGAGCAGUUCCUGGACUACCUGGAAGACUUUCUUCGGACAGUAAACACUGAGUGGACAACAGAGAGUGGGGAGUGA
Messenger RNA from Gracilinanus agilis (Agile Gracile Mouse Opossum), 414 nucleotides. It is a transcript of the gene IL5, whose product is annotated as interleukin 5. The transcript has 4 exons. Gene Ontology annotation, molecular function: growth factor activity; interleukin-5 receptor binding. Gene Ontology annotation, cellular component: extracellular region. Gene Ontology annotation, biological process: immune response. NCBI's taxonomy places the organism in Eukaryota, Metazoa, Chordata, Mammalia, Didelphimorphia, Didelphidae. Bases 1 to 414 code for a protein of 137 amino acids. The record is from RefSeq and is a predicted model, not a curated record.